CAUUUACGGGGUCGCCGCAAAAAGGUGCUCAAACCGAGGACGAUUAAAAUACGUGCAGAAUUUAGAUUCUCUCACAGAGUGGUCAACGACUGGAACUCCUUACCUGAUUCAGUAGUAACAGCUCCAUCGGUGAACGCUUUCAAAGAGAAGUUAGAUCUCUGCAGAGAUAUAUUUUGCAAGGAUUAACACAGGCCACAAGAGCCUUCUAUCCUUAUCAACUGAAUCUGAAUCUGAAUCAGAUUGUAACUAGCUCCUGUCACACAAUUUUUCCUGCUCACUAUAUGUGAAAAGCGGAAAUGAGAACUGGAUAUACGUUAGUGCAAUAGGAACUUAUUAGAUAUUGGAACAACAACUGUACUCACUUUUCAAAAGUGAGUUGUUCGUCAAGGGCGUGUUUAGCCUGAUCAAGUAUGACUCAGCCUCCAACUCAAGACAAACUAACACGUAUCGCUAUUGUUAGCAGUGAUAAAUGUAAACCGAAAAAGUGCCGUCAAGAAUGCAAAAAAUCGUGUCCUGUAGUACGCAUGGGCAAACUAUGCAUCGAAGUGACACCUAAUGACAAAAUAGCAUUUCUCUCUGAAGAGUUGUGCAUUGGGUGCGGUAUUUGUUCCAAAAAAUGCCCUUUCGAAGCUAUUUCCAUCAUAAAUUUACCCAGUAAUUUGGAGAAAGAAGUUACCCACCGUUAUGGACCGAAUUCAUUCAAACUGCAUCGCUUGCCGAUGCCACGACCUGGUGAGGUUUUGGGUUUGGUUGGGACUAAUGGUAUUGGAAAGUCCAGUGCUCUUAAAAUCCUUGCUGGCAAACUUAAACCCAACCUUGGGCGUUUCAAGAAUCCUCCAGACUGGACUGAAAUUCUAACGUAUUUUCGUGGCUCAGAAUUACAAAAUUACUUCACAAAAAUACUAGAGGAUAACUUGAAAGCUGUAAUCAAACCACAAUAUGUUGAUCAAAUCCCUAAAAUUGUAUCCGGUCAAGUGAAAACCCUACUGGAUCGUAAAGAUGAUCGUGGUAAUCAAGAUCAUAUUCUAGAUGUACUUGAUCUCACAGUGGUCACUGAACGUAUGGUAGGAGAUUUAUCCGGUGGUGAGCUGCAAAGAUUUGCUUGUGCAAUGGUUUGUGUACAAAAGGCUGAUAUAUACAUGUUCGAUGAGCCUAGUUCCUAUCUGGAUGUAAAACAACGUUUGAAAACGGCUAUUGCUAUACGUGAGCUAUUAGAGGGUACAAACUAUGUGAUUGUUGUUGAACACGAUCUAUCUGUCUUGGAUUACUUGUCUGACUUUAUAUGCUGUCUUUAUGGUGUCCCAGGUGCCUACGGUGUAGUCACUAUGCCUUUUUCUGUUCGUGAAGGUAUUAAUAUAUUUCUGGAUGGUGUGGUGCCUACAGAAAAUCUACGUUUCAGAGAAACACCUCUAGUCUUCAAAGUAUCGGAAACUGGUAAUGAAGAAGAAUUGAAGCGUACUGCUCGUUAUGAUUAUCCAACUAUGUAUAAAAGUUUAGGCACAUUUGAUUUAACUGUUCAAGCGGGUACAUUUACUGACUCUGAAAUUAUUGUUAUGCUUGGAGAGAAUGGUACAGGUAAAACAACCUUUAUUCGAAUGUUGGCGGGUAAUUUAAAGCCAGAUGGAGAGGAAAAAUGUCCAGUGUUACAUGUAUCGUAUAAACCGCAAAAAAUUAGUCCAAAAUCAGAAAAAACUGUACAAAAUUUACUAUUGGAAAAAAUUCGAGAUUCAUUUACACAUCCACAAUUUUCAACAGAUGUACUUAAACCAUUACAAAUGGAACGAUUGUAUGAUCAACAGGUGAUGAAUUUAUCCGGUGGUGAAUUACAAAGAUUGGCUAUUACUCUGUGUCUUGGACAACCUGCUGAUGUCUACCUGAUCGAUGAACCUUCAGCCUAUUUAGAUUCAGAACAACGUUUACAUGCUGCUAAGGUGAUAAAACGUUUUAUUCUGCAUGCAAAGAAGACCGCUUUCAUUGUUGAACAUGAUUUUAUUAUGGCCACGUAUUUAGCUGAUCGUGUUGUUGUAUUUGAUGGUCAACCGGGUGUUAAAGCAACAGCAACAACACCACAGAAUCUAGUCACUGGGAUGAAUAAAUUCUUACAAUCACUUGAUAUUACAUUCAGAAGAGAUCCAACCAAUGCUAGACCAAGGAUAAACAAACUGAAUUCAGUUAAAGAUGUUGAUCAGAAAAAGAGCGGGAAUUACUUCUUCCUUGGAGACUAGAUUGCUCUGUCACACUGCUGCUUGGUCUUCUAUUUGUGCCAAUUUCUUGUAACCCUCCACCUCGCUUGUAUGGUUGCUGAUUCUUUUUGUGGCGUUUCAAGGACCCGACGCAAAUAUAUAUAUAUAUAUAUAUAUAUAUGUAUACAUAUGUGUAUUCCAACUAAUAUGUGAAAUGUUCUUAUUUUUGUGAUUGUCAGUUUUGAUAUCAUUAUGUUAUGAAUGUGGGGAGGUGUUAUAAGUUUUGAUAUACAUAUAAAACAACUACUGG
Messenger RNA from Trichobilharzia szidati, 2493 nucleotides. Lineage: Eukaryota; Metazoa; Platyhelminthes; Trematoda; Strigeidida; Schistosomatidae. The record is from the annotation of a GenBank genome assembly.